UCUGACCUAGAUGGUUUUUUUUUUUUUCAACGUUUUCAGACAUUUUGCACUAAUCAAUUUUGUAAAUCAAUAAAAUCUGCAACAAAUUAAGUCUUUAGGUCCAAUAAUUUCUAAAAAUAGAUAAAUACAAUAAAAUUUACAAAUCAAACAACUUUAAACAGAUUUAAAUCGUAUAUUAGGUUUUUUAUGCAAAAAUAAUUGAGUUAUUAUUCGUUUUUUUUUUUUCAAAAGACUUCGAACUUUUUUGUAUGGAGCUUGGCAUAAGCUAAAAUUUUAAGUACCUGAAAUGUCGUAUUUUGGGGUACACGUACGCCAAUCGACAAAUAAUAUACAUAAUUACAAACAACAAAUAUUUUUUGACAAUUUGUAUUUUCUACAAAAAAUUAUAGGUAUUGCAAUUAUAAUAAUAUGUAUAACCAAUAUUACAUUUUUUAGAAGCCACUUAUUUCUCCGCCACCCCACGCCAAACAUUUAAACAAACAAAUGUUACCUCUUUAUUAUAAUAAUUAUACAUAGAUAGAUAAAAGUACUUACCUAAUUAAAUAAUCCGACAAAAAAAAAAAACAAAUAAGUAUAUUCUUUUACACCAUACAACUUUUUAGAUAAAACUAAUGUCACUCGAUAGUGGAAACGGAUAGUGACGAACAUAGCAUCGCAAUGGAACAUGGACCGUCUGGUUACUAAUUCGCGUCUGUUUGUUUUAAAAUAAUUAUUUUGUAUGUGCACCGAUUUUAUGAAUGCGAAUGAGCUGAGUUUGUUACGCUUCGCUAAAAUAACGCUAGCUCUUUUUAACCAAAAAGUUAAAAGGAGAUAGACAAUGUAAUUUUCUAUGAUUGGGGAUUCCCCGUAAAAUGAACUCCGAUUGGACAGAUUGAAUAGUGCGUUCCAUUCAAGUGUUGCUAACUUAAAAAAAUCCGCUUAAUUUAGGGAAUUUACGACUAAGCAGACCUCGAACCUGCGGCGCCCCUUUUGACCGGCGCCCUACCCUAACACCGCUACUGCAUUCUGAGGCAACCUUUUUUUUUCAACUGAAAAACAGGCUCAAAACUUUAGAAAAUGUGUAAAAAAAAGUCACUCAAAAGAUAAGCUCUUAGUAUUAAUAUUAAGAGGUGGCUAUUUCAAAUUUUCUGUUUUCCAUAUAAAUUAUGUACAUGGAAAAAAAAUUAUUUUUUUUUUGUGGUGGUUAUUGUGCAGAGGUUUUAAUAUGCACGAGACGGCGGCCAGUAGGGAUGGUAAACUCGAUUCCGAUUCUACUCGAGAAUCGAGUUUUCUCGUUAAAUAAUCGAUUUUUCGAAUGAAGAAGAAAAUAACGGAGAUAUAACGAAGAACCCAAUGUGAGCGUAGUGCUAGUUGUUUUUAUUUAAACAUACGUUGAAAUAAGUAUAUGUAUGUAAGUACAUAAAAAAUUGCAAACGUAUAGCGCAUUUGUGUGGUAUCCAGAUUCGAUGAGUAUUGAACAAAAAGCAAAAACAUCAGCGGAACACGAAUAAACGAACGUGUUGUCGGCGAACUUCUGCAUAGACAUAUGUACUAUAUAUAUAUAUGUAUGUAUAUAUGCAAACAAAUGAAUGUAUGUAUCAACAAAUUACACGUAUGCAUAUUAUUACACGCGGCAACUUUUGUUGCGGCAAAUCUUGGUUUAUAGGCGAGGGGGCGACGAGGAGAGGAGAAUCGUGCCGAGUUUCCAGUGUUCAGCAACUCGCUUUGUGUUCUUAUUCGUAACAGUUCGCUGCGACGUUUUUCGGCAUUCGUGUUCUUUCUUUCGUAGUACAUAGUUGCAUUUGAGUAUAUUUUUUUUUGAAAUUAAUAUUUUGAAUAUAUGUAUUUAAAAAAAUUUAAUUUCAUCUUUUGGCAAGUAAUUUGCAAAUAUGUAUACAGAUAUACAUAAUAUAAUAUAAAUACUUUAGAAAAUGGAGUAUGGCGAAAAAAUCGAAUUAAUUAAAGAUAUUGUGAAAUGUAUGGAGAAAGCCAUACAAAUUGAUUCAGACGAUAGUGAAAAGGGUGAUAUAUGUGAAAGUCUGUCAUAUAAUCUUUGUUUUAAUUUUGAAUUAUAAAUAAAAUGUAUUUCUUAAUUUACAGAACUGAUUAAUAUAUGUGAUAGAGUGGCCCAAAUACCUAUAAGGAAAAAGAAACGACAAUGGGUUAAAGUAAAGUGAAAGAGAAUGAGAAAAAAAUUCGAACAGAGUUGCGCAACACAAGUUGCUCGUGUGCAGGUAAUGGGCGACAGCAAAAGAGAAUCGCCCGAGAAUUAGCAACUUUUGUUGCCUCGUGUAAUAAUAGACAUACAUGUUGAAAUAUGUAUGUAUGUAUGUAUAUGUAUCGUAUUUACAGUUCUAACAGCGAAAGCACAAAAGCAUAAAAUAAUGAGCCCAACUGUGUACAUACCUAGAUAUAGUACUAUAUAAUUCGGACAUAUGUAUGUAUGUACAUGUGACCAUACGCAUGUAAAUUUAAAAGACCAGUGUGUAAAAAUUCUGGUCAAGGCGGUUUAGCUCUGCCAUGCAGUAUAAAAACAAUGAAUAUACGUACAUAUAUGUAUACUACAUAUGUAUGUACAUACUACUCGUACAUAUAUUUUUAUAGAAACAAGCUAAGAGAUUAUUUCUUGCCUUUGGCUUACAAUAAAAUCAAUUUGCAGAAAUCCGUUCAAUUUUAACAUUUCUUGUAUGAUGGAUCAUUCAUCCGUAUAUUUUUUCCCCAAAUAAUCAACAAGUAUCUUUUGGGUAGACUUACAUAUAUGAAGUAUACAUAUGUACAUACAUGUACUUAUUUUAGAAUCCUAAAAAUAUUUGGCUGCCUAACCUGCUGUAGUGUCGUAGCGUUUGGCUCAGUCUGCUUCAGCACGUAAAAUUGUAAAUGCGUUUUUUACAAAACUGCUGCUUUCAUAUAGGGCAAAAAUAUCCUCGGAUACAAUCGGCUUCAUAUUCAUGAGGAUCACUUUCUCCCAACGAGGUUUUCCUGAUUCCGAAGGUAACCUCAGCAGACGGCAUUUUGUAUCAAAAUAUCAAACACUAGUCCUGAAAUAAAGAAUUCGAUAGUUUUAUCGUUUCUCCUAGAAUACUACAUAUGUCAAACUAAUGCCCUUUUAAGUACCUCUACGCUGGCCUAACACUUUAAAAUCUGCCUCCCAAACAAUUAAAAUUAUAGUUCAAUCUCGGACAUACAUAAAUAUCAAAAUAAUUAUUAUUACCAAUUAUUGCAUAACCAUACUAGUGAAUUUUUUCUGUGGAAAAUACACAUUUUGUUUUAUUAAAUAUACACAUAAAAAUAUAACAUACAUACAUAUGAGUAGAAAACUGUUUUAUGGGUUUGUUUCCAUUUCAAUAAUUUACCCUAUUAACAUUUGUGCGUACUUAUUUAAUAAAUCCCACCAGUAUGCCCAUAAUACUGAGUCCUGAUAAAGUAAAAUCUGAUAGCAUUAUUUAUUAAAAUAAAAUAAUUGACACACAAUAACAAACUAAUCUAUUGGUUUCAGUUGUUAAAGUUAACUGAAUACAAUAGAGAUUUAAAGUAUGUCAAGUUUAAACGUACAUAGGUUGAAAAAUCUAAACUAUAUAAUAACGGAGAACACAAAGAAUUUGAAUAAUUCACAACCGUAAUAAAUUUGAAAAAACAAUUCUGAAUUACCUAUAAUGAAGAAUUAAAUAGAAAAACUUAAGUAUUACAUAUCGUCACCUGAAAUGCAAAAUAACGUAUCAUCAAAAAAUUCGAAAUUGAGUGUCUUAUCGAUUACGCUUCACCACUUCAAAUUACAAAGAUAAUAUUACAUAUGUUCAACAUUUUCAGGUUCUGCACUCAGAUAUAAACCAGUUUUAACCAAUAUUAAAUUUUGUUUUCACUCCUAUUCUGUUUUAUUGCGUGUUUCAUUCAUGCCACUUUAAAUUUCUGAAAAUGUUGUUACGUUAUUUUGCAUUUCAGGUGACGAUAUACAUAUAUGUACAUAUGUACAUGUUUAUAAAAAAUUCGGUAUAACCGAAUUAAUUCUCGGAAUUUUCAAAGAUCAAAGCCAAAGACUUAGAAUUUCCUUAAUUUUCCUAAUAUACCUACAGAUCUUAUAUACUGAUUUACACGGUAUAAAGUCAAACAAAUUACCAUAACCGGGCUGUAUCAACUCGAUAUUUUCGAUAUGGUCAAAUUCUUGUAAAAAAUAUGCAACGAAAUCAAAUGUAUGCCGAAUGUCAAUGUGUUGACCAAAAGUAGGAACGGUUACGCGUGCGGAUUCACCUAUAUUGUGGAAAGGCGAAACAAAGGUUAAUAGGAUGGGAAUAAAUGACGGAGUAUUUGUCCACCAUUCUAAGGGCGUUGACAAUAAUUAUGUCACAGUUUUGGUAUUUUUUGUUUUUUUUUUUUUAACAAUGAACAUUUUAAUAAUAAUUUAACAUAUACUUCUAGUAAAAUCGCUUUCUUGAUUGCAAUAUGUUAUUUGUUGCUUUAGCUCUGUUAUUAUUUUUUGUAAUCAUCUUAAGAAUUUUUUGGUAUGGUUUUAGAACAGACAGCUACCGGAUUACUAUUAGUUUCAAUAGUUCGGCUUUAACUCAUAUUGUGUAAUAACAACAAAAUAUUGGAGUAGGAUCAAUGCAGUGCCCAAACUUUAAAUUGAAAACAAAUUUUGUAUGUAUGUAUGUACAUAUUUAUUUUUAACUUACUUUUCAGAUAUUAUAACCUAAUUAAAAAGAAUUUAAAUAAAACUGCCCGACAAGUCUAGCUGGUUAAUAACAGUAAUUUAAAAAAAUAAUAAUGAUAAAUAAUAAUAUAACAACAUCGAGAAGAUACUUAACGCAAAAAAGCUUCUGCUAAAAUGUUGAUGUCUUCCACAUUGUUAAAAUUUUACAUUUUGCAAGAAAUUAUUAUUUGUAUUGUCGUAAGAGCUUCAAAACUUUAGUGCAUAAAUAUAAUAAAUAAUAACAAAAAUAAGCUAUAUUCAAACUUAAUAAGCACAAUAUCAGCCCUCAAGUUAGGCGGUUGACAUGGUUCGUUUAAAUGUCUCAGCUGCUCCGGAACAACACCCUCCGCAGCUUAACACAUAUGCCAAUAAUAUUUCUAAUAAUAAUGGUCAACAGAAUGUUGGUGCCGGAGCUCUUAAUAAGAAUAUUUCUUCGUCUUCAUCAUCGACAUCGAGUCUAAAUAGUAACGCUUCCUCAUUUGAACCGCAUCAUAAUCAAAUACAGCAUCAAUUUCAACAUCAGCUUUUACAUCAUCAGCAUCAACAAUAUAACACAAGUCAAGUUCGUCAGCAACGGUCCACCAACAAUAUGUUAAUGGUUGUACCACAACAGCAACAAGUUCAACAGACACAUACGACACAGCAGCAGGCUCAAUAUGCACAUUUGCCUUCGCUUGCAUCUCAACAUCAGCUUCCUCAACAACAUAGUUUUACCCAUCAUGUCCACCAUCAGACUCCAUCGCAGUCUAACGGAGUUGCUAUAUCAAUUCAACAACACCAACAUAAACAACAACCACCACAACAGUCACCUUCGGAAAUUUCAACAUCGUCGCUGCCAGCAUCACCGCCUCUAAUUCAGCAAACAAAUACAGCGUCUCAAAGUGCGCAACUUGUGCAGCCAGUCUGCGCUAUACAUCAUCCACAGCAGCAUCAACAGCAAUUUGCUUUGGUGGCUGCCAUGCAUCAACAUUUAACAGCCGCGACUGGCCUCGGCUCUUUACCACCACAACAUAUGCAUCUGUCUCAUGGUCCACAAGCACAACCACAGUCCGCAUCACUACAGGUGCAAGCGCACACGGCAACUUCUCAACAACCUCAAACUACUCAACAUUCUCAGCUACUUUUAAAAGAAAAAAAUCACGAUAGUGGAUAUAUUGCUAAUAGCGGAGGUGUAGCAAAUCAAACUACCGGAAACAGUCCUGGGGCAUCUUCCACCGAAUCGCCCACCAGCGGUGCUGGGACUUCCACUGGCAGCAGUGGGUCCACAACUGCUGCCGCUCAACGUGCACCUUCCACGCCUGGUCAAUUAUUUAUACAAUAUCCUGCCGAUUUCUAUCCGGCAGAGUAUUACAUUACGCCGAAUUCACACGAUAGCAUGUGUCCACAACACCCACAUCAUCAUCACGCGAUGUGCGCAAUGUCAACGGAUUAUGGU
Messenger RNA from Bactrocera dorsalis (oriental fruit fly), 6098 nucleotides. Its product is annotated as ataxin-2 homolog. NCBI's taxonomy places the organism in Eukaryota, Metazoa, Arthropoda, Insecta, Diptera, Tephritidae. The record is from RefSeq and is a predicted model, not a curated record.